Rhopilema esculentum is the source of this 1016-nucleotide messenger RNA. Lineage: Eukaryota; Metazoa; Cnidaria; Scyphozoa; Rhizostomeae; Rhizostomatidae. The record is from RefSeq and is a predicted model, not a curated record.
GCAUACAUUGAGUAGGCCUAAGCAAGCAGUCACGUAAGAGAUGCAGAUGCGCUGAAUUGAGUGCAAGGGAAGCAGUAGAAGCGCUUGUAGUUCAUCAAAAAUUUAUACUAACGAGUUGUGCUCAAAGAUGGCUACUAUGCACUGUAUGUGUGUUUAUCGUGAGAUGUCUCGCCACGCACGUUGUGGCUUUAGCCUGCAUAGACUUUUCCACGUUUCACAGAGAUUGGAGCACGAUCCAAAUUUGAAAAAGAAGAAGAAAUCUGCUAUGGACCUGGCAAAGGAAAAAAUGAGGCAGGAGAAACAAGCAGCCAAAAGAAGAGCCGAACCUAUUCUUAUUCCAGUUGAUCCUGACUCAGUUCCAGAUCCGUUGCUGUUUGAAAGUAGCAGGACCAGACUAGUGCCAGAGAUGUCACCUGAAGUCAGUGAGGAGAGAAUUCUCUUAUCCAAAGAAUGGGCAAGACAUUCAAUGAAAAAUCACCGCGAAGAACUCCAUAAAGUACAACUUCGCUCGAAAAGCAGACAGGACGCACUUCGAGAACUGAAGAAGAUAUCCACUGAGUUAUUUAAUGAAGCAAUCAAAGUAAACAGAACUAUUUUCCCGUUAGUAUUGAAUGGUCCGGUCGAGACACCGCCUUUGGAAGGGUAUGUUGCACCGGACCUUGAUGAUAUUAAUGUCAAGCAAGCAAAGAAAAGUUAAAAUUUUUAUGAUAGGUUUUUUGUAGCUGACCUUGGUAUUGGUUACUUAUUAUUGUAACGAGCAUUUUUCCUCGUUUUAGAAUUCUUUCAUCGUGUUAAAUCGGUAUGACAUGUUGCAAAAAACAGUUUUUUUGUUGAUAUUUUCGUACACGUAGCAAUGUAUUUUAAUCAGAUCAAAUCUUUCAAUAAGCUCGAUGAACAGCAUUUUCCCUUUUUUUCAAUAAUGUUUUUGCUCUUUUUGGAGACCUAUGGUUUGUUUUCCGCAAAGAUUUCUAAUCGCAUCACAUUUCUUGCCUAAAUACUGCUGCAAUGAAAUUUUC